AUGACAUUGAGUAAUUGCGAGUCGCUGGACAACCUCUUUCACGACCUGCCAGAAGAAGAGGAAAAUAGUAAGUUCAUCGAAGGCGUCAGAAUUUUGAUGAGCAGAAACGAUAUGGGUUAUCCCUCCGCCACCACGAAUGGUACGUACUGUUUGGGAAAGGUUAAGUCUUUGAAUUCCAAGCAGUGGAAAAUAAACAAGAAACAAAAAUACACUCCAUCGGCGGGCAAGAAGAAGAACUUCGAUUUCCACGAACAAAGAAGCUUGAUCUUGAAUUUAAAUUUAUGGAAAUUCAUUAAAUUCAUCAACUGUAACGGUAAAAACAACUAUAAUAAGAAUAACAAACAUGCGACACACCUGAGCAAGACUCUAAAUAACGACAAUGUUUUACCGCUACAGAAGUCCAAGAGUUUGGACAACGAUCAAAGAUUGGAGAACCUUUUUUGGAGAAGCUGGUUCAAAGCACACAAAAAAAAAGAUAUGUCAAGCCGCCAACGAGAAAGGCAUAUCAAAUUUAACGAUAACGUGGAACAAUGCAUAAUCACCGAUGAUCACUUCAUACAAAGGCUACCUUCUGCACAACUGAAUCCGGCGGAUGACCAGAGUCCUUGUCCACAAUUUGAACUUAAUUCCAGUCCCGGCUACACCAUGAGCAAGCGAGUUUUCUACGACUACAGCUGCGUCUACUUUACCAACGAUGCUACUGCUUCUACUGCCACUACUACCGCAGCUGUCACCGCCAUGAUCACCAGCAGCACCGGCGACCACCAGCAUAGGCACGAUAUUCGCGACGUUCCGAAGAAUGUCUUGCCACGAGAUGGAGAAGCAGAUUUAGGCAGCGUACUUCGGGUCGACUCUAAUUUCAAGCUAUCCAAUAUAGGCCAUCAUUCCCCCGCAACCUCUUCGUCGACUUCAAGCCAUUCAACGUUCAUUUUCGAGUCCGAAACAGACUCAGACUCAGACACAGACUCAGACACUACCAUGCCCUCAGAGCUCUUAUAA
Saccharomyces kudriavzevii IFO 1802 is the source of this 999-nucleotide messenger RNA. RefSeq names its product protein phosphatase regulator REG2 (gene REG2). The coding region runs from base 1 to 999 and encodes 332 amino acids. The record is from RefSeq and is a predicted model, not a curated record. NCBI's taxonomy places the organism in Eukaryota, Fungi, Ascomycota, Saccharomycetes, Saccharomycetales, Saccharomycetaceae. The transcript has a single exon.